This is a messenger RNA of Alligator sinensis (Chinese alligator), 4634 nucleotides long. RefSeq names its product cytosolic phospholipase A2 epsilon-like. The record is from RefSeq and is a predicted model, not a curated record. Gene Ontology annotation, molecular function: calcium-dependent phospholipid binding; calcium ion binding. Gene Ontology annotation, cellular component: cytosol. NCBI's taxonomy places the organism in Eukaryota, Metazoa, Chordata, Crocodylia, Alligatoridae. The coding region runs from base 88 to 2562 and encodes 824 amino acids. Gene Ontology annotation, biological process: glycerophospholipid catabolic process. The transcript is spliced from 20 exons.
CAACUCUGCAACAGGAGUCACUGCCAGCUGUGGGACCUAUUGUCAAGUCAAAUUCUAGACUUUGAUUUGGAUGAAGAAAAGGCCACAAUGGGGGGAUUGGCUAGUACAGAAAAGCAGACUGAACCUUCUGCUUGUAACUUGCUCACUGUGAAAGUCAUAAGAAUGAAAAAUGCACGGAAGGCAGACCUGAUGACUCAGUCUGAUUGCUAUGUGACCCUCUACCUUCCAACUGCUUCAGUCCAUAAGGUCCGAACCAAAACUGUUAACAACACCAAAGACCCAUUGUGGAAUGAAACCUUCCACUUCAGGAUUCAGAAUCAGGUCAAGAACAUUCUAGAGCUAAAGGUCUGCGAUGAAGACAGUUUAACUCAAGAUGACCAUCUCCUCACUGUUUUCUUUGAUGUGUCUAAAAUCCAACUUGGAGAAACAGUUCGGCUGAACUUUCAGCUGAAUCCCAAGGGAAAGGAGGAGCUAGAGGUUGAGUUUACAAAGGAAAGCAGCCCUGAUCUUCCUGAAAACAUCGCUACGAAUGGUGUAUUAGUGGCUCGGGAAGUUUCCUGCUUGGAGGCUCAGGUCAAUGGGGGAAGAGUGAGAAAGGAUUCUACAGAUAGAAAAUUUGCAUUUGUGCUGGAAGGAUCAUAUGAAGGAGCCCAGAACCUUUCACUGAACUCUUGGCUUUUCCCUGCUGCUCCUGCAAGAUUCCACUAUAUAAAGUAUAACGACUCAGACUUAAAUGUUACAAUACCACAGAGGCGGCAGCUCAGCAGGUCAUCAUCAUAUCAAGGGGAAAGGAACGAAAAUGAGUUUCUGACCCUACCCCUGAAUUCACUUCCCAUACAAGAAAAAGUAACAAUAGGAGAGAACAGAACAUUUGACCUGCACGUGAAGGCAAAUGAAUGGACUGAGGGUCUGUGUAGGAGACCAAAAAAUUUAGAUGUGCGUCUGGGGUUUGACCUGUGCCCAGAGGAGCUGAAUUUCCUGAAAAAUCGGAAGCAGGUGGUUGCUGCUGGUAUAAAGAAGGUUCUUCAUCUAGAUGAGGAUCUGCAGGAUCAUGAGAUACCAGUGGUGGCUGUGACAACCACUGGGGUUGGCAUAAGAGCUUUGACGGGCAUGUAUGGCAGCAUCUGGGGUCUUCAGAAGCUGAAUCUUCUGGACUGUAUUUCUUACAUCACUGGCUCAUCUGGCACAACAUGGACUAUGACCAAAUUAUAUGAGGAAGCUGACUGGUCACAGAAGGAUCUAGGGGAGAUUAUCAAUGAAGCCCGGAAGCAAGCAACCAAAUGCAAAAAGAAUGCUUUUUCCUUGCAAAAUCUGAAGAAUUAUUACAGGGAGCUGAGUGAACGGACAGCAGCAGGACAUAAAACAUCUUUUAUCGAUCUGUGGGGACUGAUGAUUGAAGCCAUGUUACAGGAUGGGAAAGACCACCAUAGACUCUCAGAUCAGAGAAAGGCAGUGAAUCUUGGUCAGAACCCACUACCCAUCUACCUGGCACUCAACGUGAAGGACAAAAUCACCACUAAAGAAUUUAGAGAAUGGGUGGAGUUCACUCCUUAUGAGGUGGGAUUCCUGAAAUAUGGAGCCUUCAUUCGUGCUGAGGAUUUUGGAAGUGAGUUUUACAUGGGCCGCCUGAUGAAGAAGAUCCCAGAAUCUCGGAUUUGCUUCAUGCAAGGAAUGUGGAGUAGUAUAUUUUCUAAGAAUCUGCUGGAUGCCUGGCAUGCAGCUGACAAUUCAGAGGACUUUUGGCACAGAUGGACCCAAGCUACAGUGACUGAAAUUGAGGAGGAACCUAAUCUACCUGAGAGGCCACAUGAGAUAGCUACUCGCAUGUUCACUCCUGCAAGUGGCCUUUCCAACGCUCUUCGAGAUGUUUUGACAGACCGCCCAGCAGUAUCAAAGUAUCACAAUUUCCUAAGGGGUUUUCAGAUGCACAAUGAAUAUACACAGAAUGAACACUUUUCUAGAUGGAAAGAUACUCAGCUAGAUAGUUCUCCUAAUCAACUGAGAGAGACUGCAGAGCACCUGGAGAUGGCAGAUACUGCAUUUUUCUAUGAUACCAGUUGCCCACCACUUAUGAAGCCAGAGAGGAAAGUGGAUGUUAUCUUGCAUUUAAACUACAGUGGAGGAUCACAGGCAUUGCCUUUGGAACAUGCCUCUAGGUAUUUCUCAGAGCAGGGAAUCCCAUUUCCUAAAACUGUGCUGAAUGAGGAAGAAAAGACUAAUCUAAAGGAGUGUUACAUUUUUGAAGAUGCAGCGACCCCAGGAGCUCCUAUUGUGCUUUAUUUCCCUCUUGUGAAUGACAGCUUUCAAAGAUUCAUAGCCCCUGGUGUACCACGCAGUGCAUCAGAAAUGGAAAUGGGCAAAGUUGAUGUCUCUGGUUUCCUUUCCCCAUACUCUACAAGGGAGGUCACACUGAAAGCAGAGGAUUUCAACAAGCUUCUGAAACUGACUAAUUACAACAUCCUGAAUAAUGAAAACUUGAUUCUUCAGGCCUUGCGCGCAGCAGUGGCACGCAAGAGACAAACUCAGAGCCAGUUACCAUCUGCAGAACAAUUAUCAUCCUAAAAACUUUUUCUGUAGUUUGUGUCAUUCUUCAAGAUGUGAUAUGACUUCAGUUGUAUGAAUUAGCCAGUGUUAUACGUGGUACAUGAGAAGCUUUUUACCAGCUAACUCCGAUUAAACAGCCAUCUCAGUAGAUGAAGUGCAGUUAUUCAUUGUCUAAGCCAUUUGCUUUAAACUUAAGUGCAAUUCAUAGUUUUUAAGAAAUACUAUACAAAUACACAUACAUUUGGAAGCCACCAGUGAAAAUGACAGUGCAGUGUUUAAACUGUCAUUUAAAACCCAGUAAACCUAUUUAGAUUUUAAGGAGAAUGGCUGCUCUGUAAUUGUGUAGUUUCUGGAGCAAAUAGUUUUACCAGUCAUAGAUUAAUUAUGUAGCUGGCAAUAUUUCUCUACUGUAAGCAAUAUAAAAGUUUCAGGUGUAUGUAUAGGGCAAUUAGACUAACUACUUCAGUGGUUCCCAAACUCUGACAGAUUGUGCACCACCAAUUUAAAACAAUACAACCUUAAGUACCACAAGCAAUUUUUUCAGUUUAACAUAAGUACUACCAGAAAAUUUGUGUCAUAUAAAGUAAUUAUAAUAAAGCUGAUAAUGCGUACCACUGGCAGUCUGUCUGCAUACCAUUGGUGGUCUCCAUACCACAGACUGGGAACCGCUGAGCUACUCCGUUAAGGUCUCUGACUUCCGGCAUUUGUUCUCUUUGUGGUGGUUAGUAUCGUUUCACCAGUAGAAUCUCCUGUUGUUUUAUUGGCAUCCAUGUUAAAAAAAAAUUGUGAAAUCUUCUUUCUUCUUGAUUGAGAAUGACAAUACCCACAAUUCAGGUCUUUUAAUUUGGUAUUCUUCUUCGUAUCAUGUAAAUUAAAGAACCCCCACUUCUUAAAAUAUGCUAUAUGUUUUCUUUCAUCAACUUUUAUUGCAUAAUACAGCAUAUUGAUUUCAAUAAGAAAAUUUACUUUCCUCACAGUUUCAUUUUUGUGGCAGCAUUGUCCUUCAUCUGUUGUCUUUACAAAAGUAUUGGCUGAUACUGGCACUUAAGUGUUUAAUGACACUGUGUUUAUCAGUUCAAUGAGGCUUAUUAUAUUGGAGGAAACUAAUUAGCCACACCCAGUCACUUUGUCCUAUUUUAAUGAGUGUGGGCUGCACUUAUUACCUUCCCUUCAAGUAUAAUAGUAGACCAAUCCCUCCUAGGACUUUUUUAGUUCAACAAAUGAGGAAGGAAUCUUAUGGAAAUAAAUAGCAUGUCAUCCUGUGUGUGUCAAGAUUGUAUUGUAAGGUAUUUAAUAAGAGGGGAAAGGAGUAAAAUACUAAUAUAUUGAGCCUUGUAUUAGGGAUUACUUGCUAUUCAAUCAUCCACUAGUAAACACAAUUGCUAGGUAUGUUGGUAUAGAAAUUAUAGUGCAACAAUUAUCCUGUGUGCCACUAAACAACUGCUGUUCCAGUGCACUGACACACAGUAUGUACCAUGGAGUGGCUGAGGGAACUUCUGUAAAAUGCAACCAAUGCCAAUAAGUUUGCAUAAGACUGCCACAACAAUGUGUUAUAAACAGCAAUUCAAACUAUGUUCCAAUUAAUGAGGAACAGGUGAGAGAAUACAGUUCCUGAGACAGCUAUCCGUGAAGUACUGGGUUGCACAUGUGUAAUUGUACGACUGAAAACUUACCAUGCUUAAAAAUCAAGGCAGAUAUAAGGGAUGCAAAUAAAUAGGUGGUGUACAUGAGAAGAUUUUUCUGCCUCUGUUAAUAAUUGUGCGUUAUCCAGAAGUGACAAAAGUGCUUCACAAAAACAGACACACAAUCACCAAACACCACAUACAAGAAUAUGAAUACCUGACAAACUAAAGAGAUAAUUGUAUUCAAGUGUAACCCCUCUGGGCAUAGGGUGUGGGUGCAUGGCUGUGGUGACUCAGUGUCCCCAACUCUACCUUGGUUUAACAUGAGGGUACAAACAGGUCUGAUUUACUUACACCCAUAGGCAUUAGAACACAGUAGGCGCAUCUACACGAGACGCUAUGGCACAGUAGCAACGAGCUACUGCACUGUAGCUCAUUGCUAUGGAGCAGUAGUGCUGCGGGCCAUGA